Molecule: messenger RNA, 2658 nt
Organism: Mesocestoides corti
Lineage: Eukaryota; Metazoa; Platyhelminthes; Cestoda; Cyclophyllidea; Mesocestoididae
Source: the annotation of a GenBank genome assembly
AUGGAUGGUGGCUUUGAUGCGGCAACGUUAAAGGUUAAUGACCUGCGAGAUGAACUCAGGAGACGGGGACUUAACCCUAUAGGAACAAAAGCUAUUCUUACACAACGCCUUACAAAGGUAUUAAGUGAGGAAGGAAAGACGCUGCAAGAUUUUGCGAAGUCAUUGGCUGAAGCAAAACAACCCAUCGAAACUGCCGUUGAGGUGAGCGCUGCUGAUGGUGUUUCGGUUGACGAGGAAGAACUUGGGAUUUCUCAAACUAAUGGUGAUUCUGGCGUAAUGGUUCCAGAUGAAGAACCCAAGCCACGAAGUCCAACUCCAGUGGAAACUUCUGAAUCGAAAGAACCUCCUUGUACAAAAGAAAUUGAGCCUCCUAGGGAUCGUGAGUCUCCAAAGGAGUGUCGUCUUUCCAGAGAACGCGAUCGUUCCAGGGAAAGGGAUCGGGACCGUUCAAAAGAACGCGAACACUCAAGAGAACGAAGUCGUCACAAGUCUCGUGAAAGUGAGCGCACUCGUGACAGAGACCGGUCAAGAGGCCGUGACCGUUCCAGUGACCGUGAAAGACGAAGGUCUCCUCGCCGCACUCGUGAACCCAGUUUGAGCAUAGAAGAUGAGUCCGACGGCUGGGAGCAAAAGGAUAGCGUAUUUUUGGAUAUUUACAACUCAGACCUCAGUCUUGUUGUUAGCCAAGAUUGCCUCUCCGCGAAACCCUUAACCGAAGGUGGUUUCUCAUUAAUGUGGGCUGGAGCGCGUGCCAACUACGGUGUAAAUGGUGGAAAGUCAUUUUUUGAGGUUAAGGUGAUCAAAGAAAUUUCUGUCGAAAACUUGGAAUCUUUAGUUGGUGGCUCAACUCACGUUCUACGAAUCGGCUGGUCAACGGAAAAGACCGGUUUUGCUCUUGGUGAAGAGCCUUUCUCUUAUGGGUACGGAGGAACAGCUAAGAAGUCCUGCGACGGUAAAUUUGUGGACUACGGAUGCAAGUUUGGUGAGGGGGAUGUCAUCGGUGCAUUCCUGGAGAUAGCAAAUUCUGAGGCUUCAAUGAGCUUUAGUGUGAACGGUGUACAACAAGGAGAAUGCUAUCGGAUUCCUGUCUCGUCUUUUGGCGAUGACUUUGCACUCUUCCCCCACAUCUAUGUGAAAAAUGUUGAAUUUUCAGUCAACUUUGGACAGGAUAAUCAACCUGCCUGGUUCUCACCCACUGAAGAUGCCGAUUCUUGGAAACUAAUCAACGAAAUUCCUCUGACAAGUCGUAUUCAUGCUCAAAAGCCACCACCUUCAAAAGCCGAAUGUGAAGCAAUUAUGAUGAUCGGACUGCCAGGUUCUGGGAAAACGUUCUUUGCUAAUAAUUUGUGCAAGGAGAAGCCGGAAAUGCGCUACAAUGUGCUUGGGACAAAUUUAAUACUUGACAAAAUGAAGGUCACGGGCCUCUCACGAAAGCGCAACUACCACGGUCGAUGGGACGCACUUAUUGACAAGGCAAACCAGUGUCUGAAUAAGCUUAUUUCAAUCGCUUCGAAACGGAGGCGGAAUUACAUUCUUGAUCAGGUGCGUUUCGGUCAUGACUUUAUCCGUAAACUUCCUUCACAUCAUGUUCAAUUUAAACGAGUUUCCCCGUGUAUGGGGUUCCGGCGUAAAAUGCGCCCUUUCGAGGGUUUUCAGCGCAAGGCGAUUGUUAUCGUGCCCACGGAUGAAGAGUUCAGGCGCAGGAUUGACCAGCGCACGAGGGAGGAAGGGAAGGAAGUGCCAGAGAAAGCUGUGCUCGAAAUGAAAGCCAACUUCGAGAUUCCAAAGGCCAUCGACAUGGACCCCUCCAGUGUCUUCGAUGAAGUAAUCUUUACGGAGUUACAACGUGACGAUGCCGAAAAGUUAAUUAAACAGUAUAAUGUUGAGGGGAAGGCUAGUCGACAGUCUGAAAAGCGGGCCCGUAUGGAUUCCUCCAGCCAGCGGGAUUACUCUGGAAGUCGAUUCAGCGGUGGUGGUGGUGGCGACAGUCGCGACUACCACGACCAUCGUUCCAGAGUUGACAGCUAUGGAAGGUCACCAGGCCGCAAUGACUACGAUCGCAGGGAUUCACGCGGCCGAUUCGACUACCGGAAUGAUCGUUGUGGUGGCGAUCGAGGUCGAUUCGGUGCCAACCGUGGGCCCCGAUAUCGUGACGGUGGACGCGAUUUCGGUGGUGGUGGUGGUGGAGAGGGUCGCUACGGGGGUAAUAGCCGUUUUGGCGACGACUCCGAUUACCAUGGCUCCGGCGGUAGAGGCCGCGGUGCCUAUGGCGGUGGAUACCCACGAGGCCCUCGCGGUGGUGCCAGAGCUGGAUUUGGUGGCGGAUCCUUCCCACCUCCCGAUCGUCCUCCCUACAGCAAUUCGCAGUACGAUCAGUACGCUUCGCCUGACAAGCCUUCCCACUAUGGUCGAGGUGGCUAUCGCGGUGGUGGUGGUGGCGGCGGAGGUGAUGGGUACCCCAGAGAGAGCGGCAGUCGUGGAGGAUAUCAGUCCGGAGGUUAUGAAGCCUAUAGCGGCGGGUCCGGUGGCGGCGGUGGUGGCUACGGUUACUAUCAGUCUGGUGAAAAGAGGGGAUAUGACCGCAGUGGUGACUCACCUCCUGGACCUUCGGGUGCAGAUGACCAAUAUGGCGGAGGUUACCAAGGCGAUGGUAAGUGA